UUCCUGACUGUCAGGAGACAUGAUAAAAUUCCUUCAUGAGGUCAUCGUCAUUUGUGACUUUAGAGUGCCAAAUGCAGAUAAGCUACUCUGUCAGAUUAUUGUCCUUCAUUUUGAAAUGUGAAACAGUUAUGAAAGACUUGUCUCCUAGACAUUCCAUUUGUAUCCCUUUUAGGAGAUGUUGAAAUGACAGUAAACUUUGCUUUUAUUGUGCAGAGAGAAAACAAAUGUAUCCCUCUCCAUGUCCUCCAAGUUCUCCUGGUCCAGCCUGAUGAACAUUAUGGAUGCUAUCCAGAGAAAGCAUCUUAUUCCACAUUUGUUUAUUCCGAUGUUUUGUUGGUGUUUCCUGAUUUCUAUAAAUCUCAUUUUUAAUUUAGUUCACUGUGUACAUAACCUGUCAUGACUCCACAUGUAAAUACGCAAACGCGUGCAGUCUCUGGGAUGCCUCUACUAAGCCAAUCUUACUGGAGGAUAGUUCAACGCCCUUGUUUGACAAAGCAAAGGCGACUAAACUCGAUUGAACCAAAUGUGCAACUUUUUUUUAUUUUCUCCCUAUCGUGUACAGCCAUUCGACUUACCAAAAUUGUGACAAAGCAUUCUCACUGGAUGGGAAAUGUACAGUAAUAAAGUUCUAAAAGGGAUUCACAUGUCACUUCAGUUCCAACAACGGAGCUCAGCCUGGAGAUAUUGGGAGGCUAGACUUGCUUCUCAGUCACUUCAAAUUUGUAGUUUCUUUGUCUGAGUAGUUCUACUGUCUACUCUAUAAGACGAUACAAAAGGCAGAUGUAUUCCGGUUGAAUUGUUACACACAAAUUCUCAUCACACAAAUGCACACAUUCUCUCACAAUGUAUAUAAAUGUAAAGAACACCAAUACACACACGUACAUUACAAACAAAAUGGUAUGAACUUCUAAAUGGGGGAACUGGUGGAGAUACAGGAGAACACCCUCACGAUGGACUUUGGUGACGUCAGCUGGAAUGUGUGGAUCGGAUUUAAAGCUCAGAUGUAGUCUCACAAAUCCAUCAGUGGCGUUUCGGUAGCAGCCAACUCCUAUGUGGCAGGGCUGAGUGCUGAUGGGAUAUUAGCCUACAGUCAACUUAUGUCCUCCAGUGGAGGAGAGCAUGGUUGACCUAGAGCAGACUCUAGAUGGACCUUGUAGCUCAAGAGAAUGAUAAGGACAUUGAGUAAAAAUAAACAUUAAGGGCACUAUUCAAUCAGAUCAGCUUUAGCCGACAUCUGCAUAUCGGUUAUUUUGGCAGUGUCAGAAGUGGAACUGCGUUUGAACUGUCAAAUGAUUAUACCUAAAGCGGACAUUGCCAUUGGCUGCACGGGGUCACAUUAACAGAAAUCCCAUGCAGCCUUGUUUACAAGUUGGAACAGUGGAAUAUGAGAUUGAAUCUACGCCUCCAUUAGGAUGAUAGAAACCCUCAUUAUUUAGUUGAAUGAAAUUUCAAUUUGAGCAUAAUUAUUUCUAUAUAGCCUGCACUUCCUCAUUCAGAACUUCCAACACAAGAGGGGUGGGCUUCGUGACAAUGAUCGCAAGAACAGAUGCUCACCAAUUUGACAGCUUCAAAGCAGUUCCACCUCCGACACCAUCAAGCAUCCGCUAUAAGGGUGUUUGCUAUCGCAGGUUAAAUGCUUAUUGAAUUUAGGCCUAAAAGUUUGUUCCUAAUAAAAAAUAAAUGAAAGGAAACAGGCAAAUUUUAUUUGAAGUGUUACAUUUUGCGACAUAACUAUCUUGAGGAGCCAAUGUCCAAGGAUUUUUACAAUUCGAUUGUGUUUCUCAUUUUGUGGGAAGCCUUCCCUUUUACAUCAUGCGCAUGGAUUUCACUAACUAAUCAAUUAUUAUUUUCCAUCACCUCAAAUGAAUGUAAUCUAUUUUAAGGCAGACUGAAACAUUUGUAAACAUCAUUUCAUAAUCACUUACAAAAACAAUGACAACAUUUCUCAGUAUUCAAUCAGAUCUGAGGAAGAGGUCCUGUUUAAGGCAGAGGGAUUCACCUUUGACUUUCCAUAUAGCAGUGGUCCUUCCAUAGACUAUCUCUGAAUUGGUUAUCAUUGCGUAUCUCUGCAUACCAUUACUCUGUAGACUGCUGUGGUGAUCCAAGCCGUCUAACUCGAGUGCAUUGUCUGACAUCAGGUGGCGUCACUCCUACAGUUGAAGUCGGAAGUUUACAUACACUUAGGUUGGAGUCAUUAAAACUCAUUUUUCAACCACCCCACAAAUUUCUUGUUAACAAACUAUAGUUUUGGCAAGUUGGUUAGGACAUCUACUUUGCGCAUGACACAAGUAAUUUUUAACAAUUGUUUACAGACAGAUUAUUUAACUUAUAAUUCACUAUAUCACAAUUCCAGUGGGUCAGAAGUUUACAUACACUAAGUUGACUGUGCCUUUAAACAGCUUGGAAAAUUAUAUGUUUUUAGAAGCUUCUGAUAGGCUAAUUGACAUCAUUUGAGUCAAUUGGAGGUGCAUUUCAAGGCCUACCUUCAAACUCAGUGCCUCUUUGCUUGACAUCAUGGGACAUUCUAAAGAAAUCAGCCAAGACCUCCACAAGUCUGCUUCAUCCUUGGGAGCAAUUUCCAAAUGCCUGAAGGUACCACAUUUAUCUGUACAGGUGCACGGUGUUUCCUCCGACACAUUGGUGCGGCUGGCUUCCGGGUUGGAUGUACGCUGUGUUAAGAAGCAGUGCGGCUUGGUUGGGUUGUGUAUCGGAGGACGCAUGACUUUCAACCUUCGUCUCUCCCGAGCCCGUAUGGGAGUUGUAGCGAUGAGACAAGAUAGUAGCUACUAAACAAUUGGAUACCACGAAAUUGGGGAGAAAAAGGGGUAAAAUAAAUAAAUAAAUAAAUAAAUAAACACCAUGGUACCACACAGCCGUCAUGUCAUACCGCUCAGGAAGGAGACGAGUUCUGUUUCCUAGAGAUGAACGUACUUUGGUGCGAAAAGUGCAAAUCAAUCCCAGAACAACAGCAAAGGACCUUGUGAAAAUGCUGGAGGAAACCGGUACAAAAGUAUCUAUAGCCAGAGUAACAUAGCCUGAAAGGCCGCUCAGCAAGGAAGAAGCCACUGCUCCACACCCGCCAUAAAAAAGCCAGACAUAAUGUUAUGUUUGGAGGAAAAAGGGGGAGGCUUGCAAGCCAAAGAAUACCUUCCCAACUGUGAAGCACGGGGGUGGCAGCAUCAUGUUGUGGGGGUGCUUUGCUGCAAGAGGGACUGGUGCACUUCACAAAAUAGAUGGCUUUAUUGUGGAUUUAUUGAAGCAACGUCUCAAAACAUCCGUCAGGAAGUUAAAGCUUGGUCGCAAAUGGGUCUUCCAAAUGGACAAUGACCCCAAGCAUGCUUACAAAGUCAAAGAAUAGGAGUGGCCAUCACAAAGCCCUGACCUCAAUCCCAUAUAAAAUGUGUGGCCAGAACUGAAAAAGCAUGUGCGAGCAAGGAGGCCUACAAAACUGACUCAGUUACACCAGCUCUGUAAGGAGGAAUAAGCCAAAAUUCACCCGACUUAUUGUGGGAAGCUUGUGGAAGGCUACCUGAAACGUGUGACCCAAGUUAUCCGAAUUAAAGGCAAUGCUACCGAAUACUAAUUGAGUGUAUGUAAACUUCUGACCCACUGGGAAUGUGAUGAAAGUAAAUAAAGUAAAUAAAUAAUUCUCUUUACUAUUAUUCUGACAUUUCACAUUCUUUAAAAUAAUGUGAUGAUCCUAACUGACCUAAAACAGGGAAUUUUUACUCGGAUUAAAUGUCAAGAAUUGUGAAAAACUGAGUUUGAACGUAUUUGGCUAAGGUAUAUGUAAACUUCCGACUUCAACUGUAUCUGAUACAAGACAAUGACUUGAGUUAGCUCAUUCAUGGCAAGAGUAGGUGAACUACUUCUGAGGAUUUGGUCAUGUUAUCCUGUAAUAGCCAUGCAGCAGUGAGGGAUUUUGAAUGGGUCAAAGAAGUGCUGCUGUAUAUCCUGGUCACCCUUAAUACCCUGUUACCCUAUAAACACAUAGUCAUGCCUAAUACUAGAGGUGGCUGAAACCUUGCAUUACAUCUACGUACUGUGUGUGUAGCUAAGAGUACACAUGUGUACUUGUGUUUGUACGUGUGUCAAUGUGUAUGUGCAUGCUUGCCUGGUUUGACCUGCAUGUGUGUGUCUGUGUGUCUGUAUGUCUGUGUGUCUGUGUGUCUGUGUUUCACCACCGCGCAUGUUUUUCAUUGAAAGUCAUCCCCUAAAAUAAAAACAUUCCGUUUGUUUUUUGACAAAUGUUGAACGGUGAACAUGUUUUUCUUUACAGGCGAUUUCGUAGACACUACAGACGUCCCUGGUUCUCUCUGUCUGUACAAAGUGCUGUGCUGUCUUAAAUGUUCUGACUACAUCUUGUUUAUUCGUUUGGGUUUUGUAUACUGCGUCACAUAACAGAUUUCCUUUAUUUCACUGCAGCAUACAUUUUUUUUAUUUGGCUGUGAUGUCAGUGUUCCAAUCUCAUCUGAGUGGAGGCGUUAUCCCCUGAAUGUGGAGCUAGGCUGGGUGUGAUGCGGCGGAUCAGUUGAGUGACAGAGGGGGGACCUAGGGUAACCCAGGGAAGGUUUAGGAUUCUAAACACAUCUGGAUGGGAUUUGGCUGCAGGCAGCAAUGGAAAGGAGAAGGAAAGUGUGACCUCAGACGGAUGCUGUGUUUUAAGAUCCGCUCAGGUAGAACAACAUCAAGAAUCACUUCAUCUUGCGAAGACAUGUGAUCUCGAUACGCUUUUCCCUUGCACCCGAAUCCUUUCUCUUCACAUUCAGAUUGAAAGCAGCUGAGCCAGCAUACCUCAUGAGACCACCCUCAUCCAGGGUGACUUUUGUGGUGGGUGUACUAUUUAGAUUUUGCAUUGUCACUGAAAUGUUCCCAGAGGCCCCUAAGGCUAGGUAUCUGCCUCAAGUGCACAACCUCACAGUCCCACCUGGGGUUACAGCUAACAGCAUUAUAACUGCACCAGCCACCAUGCUAUUUAUACUUGAAGUAUAGACUCUUGUCCCGUAUGACUCAGUUGGUAGAGCAUGGCACUUGCAAUGCUAGGGUUGUGGGUACAAUUCCCACAAGGGACCAGUAUGAACAAAUCUACAAAUGUAUGCACUGCACUUACUAAUCCCGAGGGAUAAGAGCGUCUGCUAAAUGACUUAUAUGAAGUAGCCUAGACACUCCAAUAGAAAACACCUGUGGUUGAUUCCUUUCUAUUCAACCAUUUUAUAAUUUGAAAGCGCUAUCAUGUCUCAAUUCACACUUUCUCAUCAGUGUGUAAUAUGAGGGGUCCUUGAGGAUUGCUACUGGGAAGCCCAGUAUUAAAGCUCACCAGCAUUGACACACAGUAUCUAUCAACACUAAUGAGGAAUCAAUGUCCACAGUCAGUAUCGAAACCCAAAGCACGUGACCCACCCGCCCCUGUAUCAGUCUAUUUAUAGUCAUUGGCAGAGAACAUUGUUGUUCUUCGAAGGCUUUACCCUUGAAAUAUGAUGACUUAGUUUUUUAGCUCAGGGUGCCUGUGUUGGAACGUGCUGAGUUAUGUUUUGAUGGGCUGGAAUGGACACGGGGCCCGGGUGUGAGCUGACGGUAACCUGAGCAACGGGUGGUUUCGUCCCCUGUUCCCAUGCUUCACUUCCCAAGCUGCUUGGAUUGCCAGGUUUGCUCCAUCUAUUCCAAUGCUUCGAUCAAGAGUUCACCUGCAAAAGAGUCCAUGAAGACAGAACUCAUGCCAUUGUUUUACGGGUCAGUUAUAGGUCAUCUGAUGGACCUGCAGGCCCUGUCCAGAGGAGUGCAGCAGCAGCAUCACAACCGGAUCUGGAACAGGACCAGGCAGGCUCGAGCCCGUCGCCAGGCCAACGAGGAACACGAGCUGUUCAACAUCGAGGUUCUACUCGGGGUGGACUCCUCUGUGGUCCACUUCCAUGGCAGAGAGCACAUCCAGAAGUACCUCCUCACCCUCAUGAACAUAGUGAAUCAGAUUUACCAGGAUCGUACCCUGGGUGCUCACAUCAACGUGGUUCUGGUCCGUAUCAUCAUGCUGUGUCCUGCCAAGUCUAUGAGUCUGAUAGAGCUGGGCAACCCGUCUCAGAGUCUAGAGAACAUAUGUCGCUGGGCCUUCCUGCAGCAGAAGGAAGACAGGAGUGAUCCAGAGUACCAUGACCAUGCCAUCUUCCUCACCCGACAGGAGUUUGGACCCUCCGGCAUGCAAGGUUACGCUCCUGUAACGGGCAUGUGCCACCCAGUGCGGAGCUGCACUCUCAACCACGAGGAUGGCUUCUCCUCUGCCUUCGUCGUGGCACAUGAGACUGGACAUGUGCUGGGUAUGGAGCAUGAUGGCCCCCCUGGUAAUGAAUGUGGCGACGAGGUGCCCAUGGGCAGCAUCAUGGCCCCUCUGGUGCAGGCUGCCUUCCAUCGCUUCCACUGGUCCCGAUGCAGCCAGGCGGAGCUCAGCAAGUACCUGAACUCCUAUGACUGUCUCCGUGACGACCCCUUUGACCAUGACUGGCCGGCGUUGCCACAGUUACCAGGGAUCCACUACUCCAUGGACGAGCAGUGUCGAUUUGACUUUGGCGCCGGCUACAUCAUGUGCACGGCGUACAGCACCUAUGACCCCUGCAAGCAGCUCUGGUGCAGUCACCCAGACAACCCAUUCUUCUGCAAAACCAAGAAGGGUCCGCCCAUCGACGGCACUAAGUGUUCACCGGGGAUGCACUGCUUCAAAGGUUACUGCAUCAAGUUGACUCCAGACAUUCUAAGGCAGGAUGGUGGUUGGGGCACGUGGAGUAAAUUUGGCUCCUGCUCUCGCACCUGUGGGGGCGGUGUGCGCUUCCGGACCCGUCAGUGUGACAACCCAACCCCUGCCAAUGGAGGACGCACCUGCUAUGGCAACAGCUAUGAAUUCCAGCUGUGCAACCUAGAGGAGUGCUCCGAGCCUUUCGCUGACUUCAGGGAGGAGCAGUGCAAGAUGUGGGACCCCUACUUUGAGUAUGACAACACCAAGCACCACUGGCUGCCCUAUGAGCAUCCUGACUCUGAUGAGAGAUGCCAACUCUACUGCAAGUCUAAGGAGACAGGAGACGUGGUGGCCAUGAACAGGAUGGUGCACGAUGGCACACGCUGCUCCUACAAAGACCCUUACAGUAUAUGUGUGCGGGGGGACUGUGAGCACGUUGGCUGUGAUAACCAGAUAGCCUCCGACACGCAGGAGGACAAAUGUGGGAUAUGUGGUGGAGACAACUCCAGCUGUAAGAUCAUCAAGGGCAACUUCACUAGAAGCGUUAAAAAACAAGGUUUCCUCAAGAUACUUGAAAUCCCCCGAGGGGCCAGGCAUCUGUUGAUCCAGGAGUUCAAGGGGACCCCUCACAUCCUAGCGGUGAAGAACCAGGCCACAGGUCAUCUGUUUCUGAAUAACGAGGAUGAGUUCCCGGAGUCCCGUAUGGUGAUAGAGAAGGGGGUGGAGUGGGAGUACCACAACGAUGACGACACGGAGACCGUCCAGACCACAGGACCUCUGGGAUAUGCUGUUCUGGUCAUGAUCCGUUCCCACGGUGACUCCAAAGUGACCCUCUCCUACAAAUACAUUCUGCACGAGAAGCUGCAGUCAUCCAUAGAGAGCAACCUGGUGCAGGAGGACACAGCCUACUUUGAAUGGGCUCUGAAAAAGUGGUCUCAGUGCUCUAAACCCUGUGGAGGAGGUAAGCAGUACACACGGUUUGGCUGCAGGAGAAAGUCCGAUGGGAAGAUGGUCCACCGCAGCUACUGUGUGAACAUCGACAAUCUCAGAGCUAUCAGCAGGGAUUGUAACCAGAAAGAGUGCUCCCAGCCAGUUUGGAUCACUGGGGACUGGGAGGAGUGCAGUUCAUCCUGUGGGAAGACUGGCUACCAGAGCCGCUCUGUACGCUGUCAGCAGCCCCUCUCUGGAGGUGGCCAACGUUCCAUCCACAGCAAGUACUGUAAUGAUGACAGGCCAGAGGGACGACGACCCUGCAACCGCCAGCUCUGCCCUGCCCAGUGGAGAGUAGGACCCUGGUCCCAGUGUUCGGUGACGUGUGGUAACGGGAGCCAGGAGCGCCAGGUUCUGUGUAGCACUCCUGAUAACUCAGUUGGACUCUGCAUGGAGACCAAACCCAUUACACUCAGGACCUGCCAGCUAGUCCCCUGCACAGGUGACGGAAAAAACGUUUUGAUCCAGUGGCUGUCACGGUCCAACCCAGAAUUUCCUGUACCCAAGAUCUCCUCAAGGCAGUGUAAGGGGGAUAGGUCAGCGUUCUGUCGUAUGGAGGUGCUGAGCAGGUACUGCACCAACACGGGGUACAGACAGAUGUGCUGCAAGUCCUGCACUGAGGGGAACUUCACCACUAUGGGCCAGAACCUCACCACUGGGCCCUGGAGGUACACCACACUACCCACCCCCACCAAUGGCACCUAUUCAACAACCCCAACAACAACCCUCAGACCCAAACCCACCGCUGGGAUAUAUAGCACUGACUUUGCUUAUGUCGAGCAUGAUGAUUAUGGGGAGUAUACAACCAAAACCGACGAACGCAGCACAACUAAAACACAUAGGCCUACCACCACCCCUGGAUUAACCACUAGACAGCCCAGAAGAAUAACCACCUCCCUGGUUACUGCCAGAAGUACUAAACCUCCAACCACCACCACUGAGGAGACUACGGUUCCCAGAAACUCCGUCAUCACCGCCACUACCGCUGAACCCACCACAAUCCCCACCAGUCAGGACCCAUCAACUCUCAGAACUACAAAUGUCCCCAAGUCCACCACAGCUUGGGUUGAUGUUAUUGAGAGGGAGUCCUGGACAACCCUGGCUCCAUCCACUUCCAGACCUAAAGGAGACAAGAGACGGAAAAGCAUUCCAACACAGCGUAGGGUCAUUGUGACACUCAUGCCCUCCACCAGAGCCCCCCACAGGACAGAGGACAAGCGAGAAAACAACUUGGUGGACGUGCCGUAUAGGAUCGUUGGUGUAGACAAUGAGGUCUUUCAAAACCACUUUGUUCCUAGAAUACGGCCUCCAUUCCGAGAAACGACACGAAACAAGAGGAUACAAGAACUCCUAGCCGAGAAACAGAUGCAAGACUUACUUCUCAGACGAGCAAAAAGAAAACCAGGACCUUGAUAGUGAGUCAUUCAAGACAUCUUUGUUAGUGCUCUAUAUGGAAAUAUUUCUAUUGAACACCUGCAUAACCAUUUUGCUUUAUUGAAACCAGAGUGAAACCAGUUCAGAGACUGUCAGUCAUGUAGAAAUUAAAACUUGCGGCUUGAAGAUUGGAAUUUGGCCUGCUUUGCUUUUUUUUAUCCAAUGAGGAAAGGGAACAGCAAUGGACAAAACAGACAAAAUACUGAGAAAUUAACUCUACAAUUACUAUUCUGUAAAUACAUUCUCUUGAGCGAUAAUUGCACAUUUGUACUCGCUGCUUGGCAAUGAAGAGAUUUAAUUGUCUUUUAUGCUUUGAUUUUAUUACAUAUCGUACUUUUGUUAAUAUUGUGAACAGUUUACAAUUUGGACCUUUGUAGUUAGUAGAGCAUGGUGCUUGCAACAUCAAGGUAGUCGGUUUGAUUCCCAGGACCACCCGUACAUAAAGAAUGUACAUACAUAUACAUACAUAUAUACAGUAUAUAUAGGGGAGAGUGGAGUAUGUUGAGGCGUUUUUUACAUGCAGUAUCAAGGGAAAUAUACUGUAGUAUUCUUUCUAACAAUGAUAUCUACAUAUAUUUAUUUGUUGUUGUUGUUUAUCCCUGGACAUAAUCAGAAUUAAUGUAAACAUAAUAGUUUUGAAAACAUAACAUUAGUGGUACUGUAUCUUGGCACAACUUACGCCAUGAAUGGGAUAAGUUGUGCAUAGAGACAGGGUAAAUUGAGCAUAGGGACAGGGUAGAUUGAGCAUAGGGACAGGGUAAGUAGAGCAUAGGGACAGGGUAAGGAGAGCAUAGGGACAGGGUAAGGAGAGCAUAGGGACAGGGUAGGUUGAGCAUAGGGACAGGGUAAGUUGAGGAUAGGGACAGGGUAAGUUGAGCAUAGAGACAGGGUAAGUAGAGCAUAGAGACAGGGUAAGUUGAGCAUAGGGACAGGGUAAGUAGAGCAUAGGGACAGGGUAAGGAGAGCAUAGGGACAGGGUAAGUAGAGCAAUAGGACAGGGUAAGUUGAGCAUAGGGACAGGGUAAGUUGAGCAUAGGGACAGGGUAAGUAGAGCAUAGGGACAGGGUAAGUUGAGCAUAGGGACAGGGUAAGGAGAGCAUAGGGACAGGGUAAAGAGAGCAUAGGGACAGGGUAAGUUGAGCCACCUUGGGGUAAGUGGGUGAUGGUGUCCUGUGAUAGUGGGGGCUGGUGCAUGUUCUCAGAGUGUAAGACAUUAAUGUUCUAGACACAUUUCAUGGGAAUGUUGCAAGAACAUUCAUGUGUCCAGGUUCCUAAGGGUUAGGAGAAUGUUCCGCCCGUCCAAACAUACUGUAUACAGAAGAUGGUUGCCAUGCUCUCAGAACAUAAGAUAGUAAUGUUCUAGUAAUGUUUCAUGGGAACAUUGCAAAAACAGUGUGUAAAUCAAGGCCCUGAUUAGUGAACCACUGAUAGGUCUUUGUCUGUUGGCAGAGUUGGGUAUACUCUCACACACAGUGAAUAAUUGAACUUUCAAAGUGUAAUCAUGUGUGUCAAAUAUGUAAGUUAUAAGCACUAACUCUUAUUCAACAUGUCCUCACCUGGGAUUUGAACUCACAACCUCUUGGUCUACAGUACUCCAAUCUUCCUGCUCUCAAUAGUCAGAUUAAUGGAUAUCAGGCAGGGACAUGGUGGCCAUGUCCGUGUCAGAUAUCCAUUAAUCUGAAGAUUGUGUCAUCAUUGAUUUGAUUGACUUAUUUCACAGCAAUUUAAGGGCUUUGUGUAUAGGUGUCUAAUGUUGGUGGGGCAUAUAAACCUGUUUUACUGAUACUCCUGAAUCACUAUUAUCAAUAAAAUACUUUUAACAGAGCUGGAAUUUAGUUUGAAAGUGCAUUCACCCUACUACUUACACCUAUCAAGUUGUUUCAGAUCUACACAAGUGCGUAGGGAAGAGAGGUUAGGGUUUCUUCUGGACAGGACCUAACUGUACUAGACUAUAGAAUAGACUAUAGACUAACUAUACAUGCCCUAGAGAUAACCCUUAUUGGGACAGUGGUUAGGGUGUUUGUCAUUGAUGCUGCUGACCUGCGCUUGAGACCUGCUAAGGGAGUCAUCCUACGCUCACGUUCUCAGCACUAUAUGUUAAUGACAGUUACAACACACUUAUCUGUUCUAAUUCAAAUUAGUUUGAAAGAUGGGAAUCUGUAGGAUUACCUUUGAGCACUAAACGAUGACCAUAUUUCCACUACCUCUCAUAUGUUAUCAGUAUUCAUUAAUUCUAUACAGCUACCUAGUUUAAAUAAAGGUUCAAUAAAAUCAAUUUUUUUCUUGAAAUCCACACCGUUCAAAAAUGGGAUUUAGCAGCUGCAGAUUGCAGAUGAACAUAUUGUGAUGUCUGAUUUGUCCCAAGUGAUA
Oncorhynchus nerka (sockeye salmon) is the source of this 11515-nucleotide messenger RNA. RefSeq names its product A disintegrin and metalloproteinase with thrombospondin motifs 2-like. Bases 5612 to 9124 code for a protein of 1170 amino acids. The transcript has 20 exons. NCBI's taxonomy places the organism in Eukaryota, Metazoa, Chordata, Actinopteri, Salmoniformes, Salmonidae. Gene Ontology annotation, molecular function: metalloendopeptidase activity. Gene Ontology annotation, cellular component: extracellular matrix. Gene Ontology annotation, biological process: extracellular matrix organization; proteolysis. The record is from RefSeq and is a predicted model, not a curated record.